Molecule: messenger RNA, 1164 nt
Organism: Drechmeria coniospora
Lineage: Eukaryota; Fungi; Ascomycota; Sordariomycetes; Hypocreales; Ophiocordycipitaceae
Product: activator 1 41 kDa subunit
Exons: 4
Coding region: 1-1164 (387 amino acids)
Biological process (GO): DNA repair; DNA-templated DNA replication
Cellular component (GO): DNA replication factor C complex; nucleus
Molecular function (GO): DNA clamp loader activity; ATP hydrolysis activity; ATP binding
Source: RefSeq, a predicted model, not a curated record
AUGGCUAGCUUUUUCGAUCUCAAGGCCCGGAAAGCUGCGGCAGCUUCGAACGGUGUCACGUCGGACCAAAAGAGCUCGCGUCAAGCCGACGCAAGGCAUCAACCAUGGGUUGAGAAAUAUCGACCAAAGACCCUCGACGACGUCACGGCGCAAGAUCACACAGUCACAGUCCUGCAACGAACGCUGCAAGCAUCCAAUCUUCCUCACAUGCUCUUCUACGGCCCCCCCGGCACUGGCAAAACGUCCACCAUUCUCGCUCUCGCCAAAGAACUGUACGGCCCCGAGAUGAUGAAGUCCCGAGUUCUCGAGCUGAAUGCCUCCGACGAGCGGGGUAUAUCCAUUGUCCGCGAAAAGGUCAAGAACUUUGCACGCAUGCAGCUGACCAACCCGCCCGCGUCGACUCUGAAAAAAUACCCGUGUCCGCCCUUCAAGAUCAUCAUCCUUGACGAAGCCGAUUCCAUGACACAAGAUGCCCAGAGCGCCUUGCGUCGCACAAUGGAAACCUACAGCAAAAUCACCCGCUUUUGCUUGAUCUGCAACUACGUGACCCGUAUCAUCGACCCGCUGGCCAGUCGAUGCAGCAAGUUCCGAUUCAAGAGCCUGGACCAGACCAAUGCGAAGAAGAGGCUGGAGCUGAUUGCCAAUGCCGAGGGGGUCGUGCUGGAGGAGGGAGCCGUCGAUGCCCUCAUCAGGUGCAGCGAUGGCGACUUGAGAAAAGCAAUCACAUUUCUGCAGAGUGCUGCUCGACUGGUCGGCACCGCUCGCACAGCCAAAGCCGAUGAGGAGCAAGCUGGGCCCGGGGAGCAGAUGGAUGUUGACAAGAGGCCUGUGACGGUCAGGAUUGUGGAAGACAUCGCCGGCGUCAUCCCUGAGCAGACGGUGCAUGAUCUGGUCGAUGCGAUGCGCCCACGAGAUGUCGGCAACACGUACCGAUUGGUCUCCAAGGUGGUCGAGAGUUUGGUGGCGGAUGGCUGGAGCGCGACUCAGGUGGUAUCCCAGCUAUACCAAGCCCUCACGGCGGACGAGACCAUCCCCGAUGUUCAAAAGAACAAGAUUGUCAUGAUAUUCUCCGAGAUUGACAAGAGACUCGUUGACGGGUCGGACGAGCACUUGUCGAUACUAGACUUGGCCAUGAGGAUAUCGGCCACACUGGCUGGAAAUUAG